AUGUUCCGAGUUGGGUCGGGAUCUCGAAUCAAUGAGAAGGAGGCGGAAUUAACGCAAUUGAGGACUGUUAGAAGCGAUGGAUAUUAUCGAUGUUUGUGCGGGACGCAUGUUCAUGUAAGUCGGACUUUGACCCUGAAAGGAUUAGUUGUAACAUGAUCCGAUUCAUUUAUAUAGAAAAUCAUGCCUUGCUGUACAGCCUUACAUUGCAAAAUACACGGCUUAAUAAACCUUCUCCGCCUUACUUACAUAUACCUUAUUUUAGGUCGGGACAUUCUUCUUUGCCAUUAUUUCCAUUCUUCAUUGCACAAUAUGGGCUAUUGUUGGCAUUGGUGCCACUCUAGACGGAAAGGAACAUUCUGAUAGCUUGAUAAUUUUAACUGUCAUCGCCAUCUUUGCCAUGAUUCCAUCGGCCAUCCUCUUGGCUGGGAAUCGUCUCAAACGGCCGGCGUUGUAUCUGCCAUACAUUGUUUGCAUGGUAAGUGGUUUGGGAGGACAGUAGCUUUCGGUAUGAUAAAGUUAUCGCUCUAUCUACAGUACGGUAGAUAUAAAAAAAAAGUAGAAAAGCGCGGCCGAAAAAUUAUCUUUUUCUCUUAAAUUUUCUUUAUUUGUUCUCUCGGCAACGCAAAAUAUCUGGAAAAGCAAAAAAUUGCUUUGUCCAUGUAUCUUCAAGUGAACUGGAGCCUUUAUACAGCAAAACUCAUCUAUAAAAACUAAUUUUUUUUGGUUAUUUGUGACUUAUUGUUUAGAAGUUUCACUAUAUACUCAAACAUUAAGUAAAACACCUUUGAAAUUUCUGAAAAAUCAAGAAAAUUUAUUCACUUUUACCGACCAUUUCCAGCUCUCAGUCGUCCUUCUCAUGGCAAUCCUGUGCGUCGCCUACCUCCUCUGGAUGAUCGGAUUUCUGGCCUUUGGCUACACUCAACUGCCCACUUUUAUUGCCCGAAAACAGGAAGAAAUAACCAAACGGGAGAAGGUUUUGGUGCCGGUUUACUGGAUCGGCCUUUGUCUUGUGACCUACAUCUAUUUCUACGUGCUUCAAGUGGUCAGAAAGGGAAAGCGAUGGCUCCGAGAGCGAUAUGACGACUAG
Molecule: messenger RNA, 1087 nt
Organism: Bursaphelenchus xylophilus (pine wood nematode)
Lineage: Eukaryota; Metazoa; Nematoda; Chromadorea; Rhabditida; Aphelenchoididae
Source: the annotation of a GenBank genome assembly